AUGUCCGUGCGGCCGCCCAAUUGGCGUCCGCCGCCGCCGCCGCCGCGCCAGCGGCCAAAGACGCAAAAAUCGCGGAGCAAGCAAAACAUCGUCACGGAGACCUGGGCCGAGGCGAGCGCCGCCGUGGAGACCGUGGAGCCGCCGCCCGUCGACGCGCCGGACACGGACGAGGCCCGAGCCGCGCUGCUGGGCGACGCGGAGACGCGCGAGAGCGGCGGCUCCGCGGCGGGGUCGGCGUCGACGGCCGACACCGCGGCCGUGCCGCGCGACGCGGACCUGUCGGCGCGCAGCAGCGCGGCGGAGGAGCCCGCCGCGGAGCCGUCCGCCUGCGCGGCCGCGACGGAGGCGCCGCCGGAGCCCGCGGACGAGCCCUCGGACGACGCGGACGAGCCGGCGCCGGCCGCAGAAGCGACGGAAGCGGCGGCGACGCCCGCGGCGGGAGCGCCGAUUUUCGAAGCGGCGCCCGUGGUGGCGGAGGCGGUGGCGGACGCGCUGGAGCCGAUUUUGGAAGAAGCCGCGGCGGAGCCGGUUUUCGCAGCGGAAGCCGCGGCGGAGCCCGCGGCCGAAGAAGCGACGACGACUGUAACUUCAGAGCCCGUCGUCGCCGCAUCGGAGCCCGUCGCGACAGAAGCACCGGAGCCCGUCGUGGAAGAGUCGCCCGUCGUCAUCGCGCCGCCGCCGGAGCCCGUCGUCGUCGCCGCUCCGCCGGCGAUUUUGGAAGACGCGCGGGUGUCGGAGGACGAGGCGCCGCCGCCGCCGCCGCCGCCGCCGCUCCAGACCUCGACCCCCCCGACUCAGAGGCGCGCGAAGCUCCGCCGCGGCAGCUGCCCCGCGUUCCUCGAGAGCUCGCGGUCCAUGGACGAGGGCGAGGCCGUCGCGCCCUUCGGCGAGGAGCGCGAGCGGACGACGGCGGCGAUCCUCAUCCAGAGCGAGGGCCGGCGGCGGCUCGCGGCGCUCGACGCGCGCGCGCGCCGCCGCGACGUGCGCGCGCGCGCGACGGAGGUGCUCGCGGCGACGCUGCGCGUGCAGUGCGCGUCGCGGCGCGUGACGAGCCUCCAGCGGCGGCGGCGCCUCGAGGAGCACCGGCGCGCGCAAGCCACGGUCGUCGCCCAGAGCGCCUUCCGGGGCGCGCUGGCCCGGCGCCGCGCGGUGGCGGCGGCCGCGGACCGCGACGACGUCGCCGCGCGCGCGUCCGUCGCCGUCAACGAGGCGCACCUCGAGGCCGAGGUCGUCACCGUGCGCCGCGUCGCGCGCGGCGGCAACUCGGCGCAGCAGCAGCGGCGCCGCGGGCGGCUGAGCGCGCUGCUGCGGCGCGUCGUGCCCGGCGGGCGGCCGGCGCCGGAGCCGGCGAUCCCGACGGCCGAGGUCGCGAUCCCGGAGGCGCCGCUCUUCGCGGACGUCGCGCGCGUCGAGUCGUUCCGCUUCGACCGCGACGGCUCCAUCUCGGCCUUCCCCAUCGCUCUGGCCGUGCCCGUCGCCGGCGGCCCCGCGCCCGCGCCGCGGCCAUCCGCGCCGCGGCCGUCGGCGCCGCCCGUGCCGUCCGCGCCGCCGCCGCCGCCGCUGACGCCCGCGGAUCGCGACGAGGAGGUCGGCCGCGUGCUGUCCGCGCUCGAAAGUUCGCCGCCGCCGCCGCCCCAGGCGACGCCGCCGAGGCAGCGCGCGCCGCCGCCCGCGCCGCCGCCGCCCGCGCCGGGCCGGCCCCUCGACGAGGGCCGCGCGGCGACGCUCGCGCUACUGGCGUCGAACUCGGGCGCCGUCGCCGCGCGGCGCGGCGCCGUCGCGCUCCUGGGCGACAGCGUCGCCGCCGCGGGCGUCGCGGACGACGCCGCGGGCGUCGGGGCCCUGCUCGCGCUCGUGCGGCCGCUCUACGACGAGGACGUGUCCGUCCGCGUGGAAGCGGUGCGCUGCGCGGCGCUGUUGGGGUCCCUGGACCUGGCCCACUUCGCCAUGGACGACGAGGCGCCGCCCGUGCGGCGGCGCGUCCUCGCCGCGCUCGCCGAGGACGGCGCCUUCGAGGCCGGCGUGCUCCGCGACGCCGCGACGGCGCUCCGGCGCCGGUUUUCGCUCGCGGUGUCGCUCAUGAAGGCGCUCGAGGACGUGAGCCUGGAGGAGGGCGUGCUGUUGGGCGUCGCGGCGAAGCUGCGCGGCACGCUCCUCGCGCUGCCGGCGCGCCGGCCCGCGCUGUUGGCCGCGCCGCUCGAGAAGGGCAUGCAGGCGCAGCGGUCCGAGAGCGUCCGCGAGGCGCUCGUGGCCGUCGCGGGCGAGCUCCGCGCCGUCGACAGCCUGCGGCGCAUCGCUAUUUUCGACAGCUCGACGGCCGUGCGGCGCCGGGCCGUCGACGCGCUCGGCGCGAACGGCGCGCUCUCGGAAUUGCGGGAGCUGGUCUUUUCGGGCGACGACGACGCGGGCAUCCGCGGCGAGGCGCUCCACUGGAUGGCGCGGCUGGACGAUUUAGACGGCAUCUGCCGCCGGGGCUUCAACGACCGCAACGCGGAGCUGCGGGCGUCGGCCGCGCGGCUGCUGGGGGAUGUGGCGGUGAGGAGGUCGCAAGGCAGCACAGCACAAACCGCGGACGCGCUCGCGGCGGCGACGGAGCUCCCCUGCGGCGCGCCGGCCAUGCCCGAGCGCGUCGAUGACGUCCAGUAUCUCCCCUUCGACGCCGUGCCGCGCUGCGGGCCCUGGUACGGUGCGGCCGUCGACGCGCUGCGGACCGCGGCGCGGCGCGACGGCAACGUCGGCGUCCGCGCGGCGGCUUUGGCCCAGCUCGCGCGGCUGCGGGCCGUGCCCGAGCUCGCCGUCGGCCUGAGCGACGCCCACGCGCCGACGCGGCUGCGCGUCAUCGCCGCGCUGGGGAGCCUCGGGGCCCACGCGGAGGAGCACCGCUGCGUCGGUCCGCUCGAGCGGGCCCUGGCGUCCGACGGCGACGCGAAAAAUCGGGGCGCGGCGCUCGAGUGCCUGGGGGAGCUCGGCGACCCGGCGGAGGCGCUGGACCGCGUCGCGACGCGCGACGGCGACGUCGACAACCGCCUCCGGGCCGUCGCGUGGCUGGGCACUUUGGGGCGCGCGAAGACGCUGCGGUGCGUUUGUUUGGUCGACGGCGGGCCCGCCGUGCGGUCGCUGGCCGCGGCGACGCUCGGCGAGGUCUUCCGGCGGCAGAACUUCGCGGGCCCGGAGGUCGCGGCGCUCAAGGCGGCGCUCGCGGUGCGCCUCGGCGACGCGGAGCGCGCCGUGCGGAAAGCGGCGGCGGCGGCUUUGGACUCCGUGAGCCGCGAGCGGCGCUGGCGCGACGUCGUCCAGGGCGACGCGGGCGACUGCGGGCGCUUGCUGCUGGUGCCCGGGCCCAAGGCGACGGCCGUGUUGGUGUCCGUGCUCUGCGACGCGCGCGACCUGGAGGACCGGGGGCGAGCCGCGGACGCGCUCGGCGACCGCGACGACUGCCCGAAAUUGGUCGUCGACGCGCUCUGCGCGUCCGCGGGCGCCGUCGCCGCGCUGCCGGCGGCCCUGCGCCUGGCGGCGCUGCGGGCGCUGCGCAAGCAGGCGGGCAAGUACGACGGGUCCGCGCGGGAGCUCGACGCCGCGCUCACGGCGGCGCUCGACGACGCGGACCACGCGGACGCGCGCGUCGCGGCGGCGGACGUCGUCGGCGCGACGGCCUGCGGCGGGGCGUGCCUGAAGCGGGGGCUGCUGCGCCUCGUGGCGCGCGACCCGUCGCCGGACGUCCGCGCCGCGUGCGCGUUCAAUUUGAGGCCCUUCGGCACCGACGAGGCCGCGGGCCGCGCGCUCCUGGGCGCGCUGGGCGACAAGGACGUGUCGACGCGCGACGCCGCGGCGCAGAGCUUCGGUGGGUUCGUCGACGCGCCCUUCAAGCGCGACCUGGCCCGGUCCGUCGCCGCGCGGUUGCGCGCGAAGCCGGGCACGCUCGCGGGAGGGCCCGCGGACGCCGCGGACUGCCGCGCGUACGAGCGCGUCGUGCGCGCCGCGGCGGCGCGCGCGCUCGGCGCGCUCCAGGAGGACGACCUGGCCGUGGACGCGCUCCACGACGCUUUGCGCCUCGACCGCGAGCCUUUGGUGAAAAGGGCGGCGUGCGCAGCGCUCGGGUGUCUGCGGCACCCGCGGUCCCUCAAGCCCCUCCUCGCCCCCCUGCGCGACAAGAAGGACGCGACGCUGGCCGAGGCCGCGCGGGCGGCGCUGGAAGGGUUGGACUACGCGAAGCUGCCGGCGAUCAAGCGCGACGAGCGCGUGCUCCUCCACGGGCCCAUCUUCAAGCGCAAGCAGAAGCUCUGGACCCAGCUCAAGGCGCUGGUGCUCACGGACGCGCCGCGGCUCUUUUACGUGGACGCGGACUCUUUGAAGUGCAAGGACUGCGACCUGCGGACGCUCGAGGUCGACGCGCCGGAGUCGAAGCGCGCGGCGACCAAGGACCUGGCCAUCGUCGUGCCGGGCCAGGGCCGCGUGCGCGUGUCGCUGCUCUUCGGGCUCGCGCGGGACUGGACGAGGGCCGCGGGCGACGCGCUCGCGGCCCUCGCGACGCCGCCGUCGCCCCACGUCGUCGUCACGCCGCCGCCCGCGUCGUACCGCGCGCCGUCGCGGCGCCUCGACGCGCCGGACGACGACGGCGACGGCGACGACGCCGCGCGGCGCCACUCGUCGCCGCGCGCGCGGCCGCCGCCGCCGCCGCCGGGCCCGCCGCCGGACGACGUCGUCCGCGCGUCCCACGACCGGCACUCCGUCGUCGUCGCCCGGAGCCAGGCCAUCGUCGACGAGGGCGCGCCGCCCAUCCGGGACGUCGUGCCCAUGAGACGAGGAUGGAACUAAGUUUUACGUCGCG
Molecule: messenger RNA, 4828 nt
Organism: Aureococcus anophagefferens
Lineage: Eukaryota; Pelagophyceae; Pelagomonadales; Pelagomonadaceae
Product: expressed protein
Exons: 1
Coding region: 1-4815 (1604 amino acids)
Biological process (GO): peptidyl-hypusine biosynthetic process
Molecular function (GO): protein binding; deoxyhypusine monooxygenase activity
Source: RefSeq, a predicted model, not a curated record